CACGGGGUGCAGGAAAGGAAAUGCAGACCCGAUAGAGACCUUUGUGCGACCGGGCACGUUUUGGUCCCCAAAAGGUGCUGGGGAGGAAGGUUUGCUCUGCGGGGAGGCUGCACCCUGCUUCUUCCCUCGCGUGUUUGGGGGUGGAUUCGUCUUCUCCCUCUGAAACAUCCUGGGCUGGCAAAAUCCAUCCACCGGCCUCCUCAGCGCGGCCCCUCCGAAAUCCCCUGGGUUGCGAUGCUGCGUUCGAUGGAGCCGGGCCUCGCCGGAGAGCAGCGCUGAGGAUCUGUCGGCACGUGCCGCUGGUCUGCUCGCCUCGGGGGACGUGACUGAGGUCCUAACGCUGCCCAGACGUCCAAAAUGGUCAUGCAAAGACACCACCUCACCCGCGCAGGAAUAGCAUUCGCUCUCUGCCUUCAUCACCUCGUCAGCACCAUUGAGGUCCCUCUGGAUUCAAACAUUCAGAGUGAAUUGCCUCAGCCCCCCACGAUCACCAAACAGUCCGUGAAGGACUACAUCGUCGACCCGAGGGAUAACAUCUACAUUGAAUGUGAAGCCAAAGGGAACCCCGUCCCCACUUUUUCCUGGACGCGGAACGGGAAGUUCUUCAACGUGGCGAAGGACCCCAAGGUUUCCAUGCGGCGGCGGUCAGGGACGCUAGUCAUUGACUUCCACAGCGGAGGACGGCCGGAGGACUACGAGGGCGAGUACCAGUGCUUUGCUCGGAACGACUAUGGCACUGCUCUCUCCAGCAAAAUCCACCUCCAGGUUUCCAAGUCUCCCCUGUGGCCCAAGGAGAAGGUGGAUGUGAUAGAGGUGGAUGAAGGGGCUCCGCUCAGCCUGCAGUGCAACCCGCCACCUGGGCUGCCUUCUCCCGUCAUCUUCUGGAUGAGCAGCGCCAUGGAGCCCAUCCACCAGGACAAGCGCGUCUCCCAGGGCCAGAACGGUGACCUGUACUUCUCGAAUGUCAUGCUGCAGGAUGCCCAGACCGACUACAGCUGCAACGCGCGCUUCCACUUCACCCACACCAUCCAGCAGAAAAACCCCUACACCCUCAAGGUGAAAACCAAGAAACCCCAUAACGAAACGUCUUUACGAAAUCACACUGACAUGUACAGUGCCCGAGGGAUUAUGGAAACAACUCCCAGCUUCAUGUAUCCCUACGGGACCUCAAGCAGUCAGAUGGUGCUCAGAGGGGUGGACCUCUUGCUGGAGUGCAUUGCAUCAGGAGUACCAGCACCAGACAUCAUGUGGUACAAGAAAGGAGGAGAGCUCCCUGCAGGCAAAACCAAGCUGGAAAACUUUAACAAGGCUCUUCGUAUCUCCAACGUCUCUGAGGAAGACUCUGGGGAAUAUUUCUGCUUGGCAUCAAACAAGAUGGGCAGCAUCCGCCACACGAUCUCGGUGAGAGUGAAGGCUGCUCCAUACUGGCUGGACGAACCCCAGAACCUCAUCCUGGCCCCUGGCGAGGACGGCAGGCUGGUGUGCCGAGCCAACGGGAACCCCAAGCCUGCAAUCCAGUGGCUGGUGAACGGCGAACCCAUAGAAGCUUCUCCCCCCAAUCCAAGCCGAGAGGUGGCUGGAGACACUAUUGUAUUCCGAGACACCCAGAUCGGCAGCAGUGCCGUGUACCAAUGCAACGCGUCCAACGAGCACGGCUACCUUCUCGCCAACGCCUUUGUCAGCGUCCUGGAUGUGCCUCCUCGGAUCCUGGCCCCCCGCAAUCAGCUCAUAAGGGUGAUUCAAAACAACAGGACCCGACUCGACUGCCCCUUCUUUGGGUCACCGAUCCCCACCCUGCGAUGGUUUAAGAACGGCCAGGGGAACACGCUGGAUGGAGGAAACUACAAGGCGCACGAGAACGGGAGCUUGGAGAUGAACAUGGCUCGGAAGGAGGACCAGGGCAUCUACACGUGCGUCGCUACCAACAUCCUGGGUAAAGCAGAGGCCCAGGUUCGCCUUGAGGUCAAAGAUCCAACCAGGAUCGUGAGAGGACCAGAAGACCAAGUGGUGAAGAGGGGCUCCAUGCCUCGCCUCCACUGCCGUAUAAAGCACGACCCUACGCUGAAACUCACGGUCACCUGGCUGAAAGAUGAUGCACCCCUCUACAUCGGGAACAGGAUGAAGAAAGAAGAUGAUGGUCUGACAAUCUAUGGCGUGGCUGAAAAGGACCAAGGGGAUUACACCUGCGUAGCUAGCACAGAGCUGGACAAGGACUCAGCUAAGGCGUACCUCACCGUACUGGCUAUCCCUGCUAACCGUUUGAGAGACUUACCAAAAGAACGACCCGACCGGCCCCGUGACUUGGAGCUGACAGACCUGGCCGAGAGGAGCGUGCGGCUGACCUGGAUUCCCGGCGACGACAAUAACAGCCCCAUCACAGACUACAUCGUCCAGUUUGAAGAGGACCGGUUCCAACCUGGCAUGUGGCACAACCACUCCAGAUACCCUGGGAGCGUCAACUCAGCUGUCCUGAGCCUCUCUCCUUACGUCAAUUACCAGUUUCGGGUGAUUGCGGUGAACGACGUGGGCAGCAGCCUGCCCAGCAUGCCCUCUGAGCGAUACCAGACCAACGGGGCACGUCCUGAAAUUAACCCAACAGGAGUUCAAGGUGCAGGGACCCAAAAAAACAACAUGGAGAUAACCUGGACGCCUCUGAAUGCAACUCAAGCUUAUGGGCCCAACCUCAGGUACAUCGUGAGAUGGAGGCGAAGGGACCCCCGAGGGAGCUGGUACAACGAGACAGUGAAGACGCCAAGGCACGUCGUCUGGAACACCCCCAUCUAUGUACCCUACGAGAUCAAAGUGCAGGCAGAGAAUGACUUUGGCAGAGCACCAGAGCCUGACACCGUCAUCGGCUACUCAGGGGAAGAUUAUCCCAAGGCUGCGCCCACAGAUGUUAGGAUAAGAGUUUUAAACAGCACUGCCAUUGCUCUGACCUGGACCCGAGUGCACCUGGACACCAUCCAGGGACAGCUCAAGGAGUACAGAGCCUAUUUCUGGAGAGACAGUAGUUUGCUGAAGAACCUGUGGGUCUCCAAAAAACGGCAAUAUGUGAGUUUUCCUGGAGACCGAAACCGGGGCAUAGUGUCCCGGCUGUUUCCUUACAGCAACUACAAGCUUGAGAUGGUUGUAACCAACGGGAGAGGAGAUGGGCCACGCAGUGAAAUUAAGGAGUUCCCCACACCCGAAGGAGUGCCCAGCUCCCCCAGGUAUUUAAGAAUCCGACAGCCAAAUCUGGAAAUCAUCAAUCUGGAGUGGGAUCACCCAGAACAUCCCAAUGGAGUCCUCACAGGAUACAACCUUAGAUAUCAAGCCUUUAACGGAUCCAAAACGGGCCGAACCCUGGUAGAGAACUUCUCUCCCAAUCAGACAAGGUUCACACUGCAGAGGACAGACCCCAUCUCGCGCUAUCGCUUCUUCCUGCGCGCACGGACCCAGGUGGGAGAAGGAGAAACCCUGGUGGAGGAGUCACCAGCCUUGCUGAACGAAGCCACGCCAACCCCAGCUGCAACUGGGCCGCCUCCAACUACAGUCGGUCUAACCAGUACUACAACAACCCCAACUACCACCACCGACACAACUACCACAACUACCGACACAACUACCACCACCACAACUACCACCACCACUACAGCCGCCACUACUCUACCCGCCACCACCGUCGCCACCACAGCAGCUACAGAGAGGGCUCCGGCAGCCACCACAAAGCAGGAGUUGGCCACCAAUGGAUCGUCCAUAUGGGACAUAAGAGCUAUGGCUAAUAGUAACUGGGCAAACAUCACCUGGAGCCACAAUUACUCUGCAGGAACUGACUUUGUGGUUAAGUAUAUCACCAGUAACAAGACAGAGAAAUCUAUCCCUGUUAAAGCUCAGACCCCUUCCUCUGUGCAGCUGGCGAAUCUGACGCCGGGAAUGAUGUACAAGCUGUGGGUGUUCCCCAUAUGGUCUAGCCCCAGUGAACACUCGUACAUAACCUUUACCACCAGCUCAGCUUAUACCAAGAACCACGUGGACAUCGCAACACAGGGCUGGUUCAUCGGGCUGAUGUGUGCCAUAGCUCUCCUGGUCCUUAUUCUCUUGAUCGUCUGCUUCAUCAAGAGGAGCAGAGGCGGGAAAUACCCAGUACGAGACAAUAAAGAUGAGCAUCUAAAUCCCGAAGACAAGAAUGUAGAAGAUGGAUCGUUCGACUACAGCGAUGAAGACAACAAACCCCUGCCAAACAGCCAGACUUCCUUGGACGGCACGAUAAAGCAGCAGGAGAGUGACGAUAGCUUGGUGGACUAUGGAGAGGGGGGUGAAGGGCAGUUUAACGAGGAUGGCUCCUUUAUUGGCCAGUACACGGUGAAGAAGGACAAAGAGGAGACCGAAGGCAACGAGAGCUCGGAAGCCACCUCCCCCGUCAAUGCUAUCUACUCCUUGGCAUAGCGCAAUGCACUGAAACCACAAACAGCCUGCGGUGUUUGUAGUGGAUGGGGGUUUAACAACAGCCGCCGCCGCCACUACCUCCAACAGAAACGUGUGAAUGAAACCAACCAACAGCGACACACACACACACACACACAAAAAAAAAAAAAAAAAAAAGGAAAAAGGAAAAAAAGAAAAAAAAAUAUCCAAGCAAACAGGCAGACCAGGUGGUUGCCAAUGCCAUCUUAUCCUUAGCAAACAAGCGAACGGCAAGGACUCCCAGGGCGCGGAUGGGUUGUAGCUGUAGCUGGAAGCUGGCUGAGCCAGAGGGUCUGGAGGAGGAGUGGGAUGCUCGAGCUGCACCCCAGCUUCAGGGCUGGCCCCGGCAUCCAGAGCCAGCCCGGCAGGGGCCACGCCGUGGGCUCGGCCACCCAGGCUCCCCGAGGCCCUUUCUGCUCUUUUGGGAGGAAGCUAAUGAUUCUUCUUUUUAAUCUUUACAGGAAGGUUCCAGAUAAGGGGGGGUGGGCAGUUUGGGGAGGGAAGAGGGGUGAGCAGGGCCUGGGCAGAGCAGCGUGCAAGGAGGAAAGUGGUGGAUCUUUGGGUAGCGACACCACAGCACUGUAUUCCCGAGCUGUCCAUCCUCAUGGCAGCACCUUGCCCACGGCCUCUCCCAAAGCAGUCAGCACCGCAACCUCCUUCCCGACAGAUCAAGCAGCACCUAUGCAGGGAAGAGCAGGUCCCCAUCACCUCCCUUGGCACCAUAACUUGCACCGGUGCUGAGGCUCCGCCGUCCAUCCCCCUUGCAAAACCCAUGAGGAGGUCACCCACCACCCCCACGGGGCUCUGGAGCAUCCUCAGAGGACAAGAGGUUGCAAAAGAGCUUGUGGGAUUUGUGGAAGGACAGUCAGGUGCCGCUCACCCUCCGAGCCCAGGAUAACAGCAUCGCUUGCCUGGGUAAUGGCAGGCAAACCAUGUUGGUUUAGUCUCUGCUUUGUAAGAAUGUGGGGGGAAACAGCCCCCAGACCAUGACUGCUUUCUUUUAAAGGCAACUCCGUAAGUCUUAUGUAGCAAAGAGGGAGUGGAAGCAGGACCGGUACUAAUAUAGGAUGAGGGGACCAGAAAUCACUUAUUUUAAAUAAAAAUUAAAAUAAAUCAAAGCCACCCGGUCAGGAUGAGAAGCACCCCAGGGGAUCAGGUGGAGGAUCCCUCGCUAUCGCCCUGCACCGCAGCUCCCGAUCAGCAGCUGGAAGGUUCAGGGAUGUGUGUCCCUCAGGAGACAGGGAAGGCACACGGCAGGACCUGAGGUCCACACCUUCCCCAGGCACCGGGGAUGAGCCAGAUCGACAGCGUUUUCCACUAAACUCCCCUCCUCAUUUCUGACAGUGGCCUUUCCCCCCUCCAUCAAUCACCCUCAGCCAGACCCUUCCACAAGCAGCACCUGCACCCUGGGACCCCCCUCCUCUGUCUUAUUUACAUAUCAAGACAACCCACGAUUUAAGUUAACCCGUUAACACACUGUAACAACAACGCAUCUCGGAUAGGAGUGCUCCUUCACAUGCCUUACACAGCUGCAAACUUCCCGUGAAGUUUAACAAACUGAUACUAUCCCCCCACCGCUUACGCGCCCCUAACGCGAUCGUCUUCGAUCCGCCAGACCAGUAGGAGUAGGAUGCCUGGGCAGCUCUCCCAGCUGAGACAGCAUGGAGCAUCGUAGAAGGUAGAGUUUGAUAACAGACCGUACUUAGUGGCCAACGCCGUGUUUAUUCUCCCACUUCCUGCACUUUUGAAACCAAAGGUACCUUCGCUGAGAGAGAUGGGAUUUCUUCAGACCGUUUCACAGACGGCAAACGACGUUAGGAUGGAUUUUUCUUUCAUUUCUUUUUCUAAGGAGGAUGGUUUUGUUCAGCAUAAUGGAUUAAAUGCAAUAGGACUAAUGCAAUUAUUCUUUUAGCUUUCAAGCUGGUUUGCUAUGAAGACAUAUCGCUAACACGAAUACUUCUACUAAUACGGAUUGUCGAGAUGGACUUUGCCACAUUCUUUAAGCUGCUAAUGGCACAACUAUCCUGCGCUUCGGGGCAGAGCCCGGACCCGGUCAGCACCUGCUGCUGGAUCACACAAAGAAAACAGGAGAGAGCUGGAUGCACACCAAACGGCGAAGGAGUGACACGCACCGCGUGAGCAGAGGAGGGUUUUGGCUGGUGUUAACAUACAGAGCCCCCUCCUAAAGCGAGGGGAGCGCCUGCCACCCCAGGGCAGGCAGCACAGGGAUGUCCCUUCUCCACUGCACAGGAACCCACCUGCCAGGGUCCUCCAUCCACAUCAUCUUACACAGCAGGAGCCACACAUCUUGCUCUGGUACCAUCAGCUUAAAUGCGUUCAUACACCAAGCCUAUUUCUACCGCUGCCGCUCGCCACUGAUCCAGUUUAAGGAGAGCAUCUCCCAGCCCGUUCCCAGGACACGCAGCAGUUGCAUUGGGUUUUUAAGCAAACACACCAGGCCAAAUGUAACGCAGCCCUCGGUCACGGGGUAAUCGCUUCCCAAGCCUACGGCUGUCCUUACAACGCUGAGUUUGCCCAACUCCUUGCCCAAGCGCUGGUGGAAAGGAGACCAAGAAACUACAGCCUCCACUGUGGAAAAGCCUCUGCUGCCAGAGCUGGGCACCUUCACUCACACCCAGCACACCAGACCCUCACUGCUUUGUGGACCAACCGCUAACAGGGACCACGAGACCCUCGGCUACCACGCAACCCCUCCAAACCUCAAGCAAGUGGGUCAGGCGUUACUGGAAGCAGGGCGGUCCCUGCCAUGUAUCUGUAUCACGUGCCAUUUGUAUUAAAGCCUGUAUUUCUGUCUUGUCAUUAACCACCAUUUCACUGAGCAAACAUCUUAGCAUCCGUUUGGAAACAGAGAAGUGUUUCACCCCAUAGCUGUGCCCCAUGGUGUGCCUUGGCUAUCAGGGAGGGAAGCAGCUGGGCUCAGGCCAGCCAGUCCUCCUCUUGCCCCAGAAAAGUCUUGCAAAACAUUGGAGUCCUACCGCCACGUUACUUGAAGUAACCAGAAAAGAAAGGAGACAUCUGCCGAGAGCCUGGCAGACAAACGGCUCGGUGUAAGUUACGUGUAGCCUUGUAUUAGCUGGGUGUCAAUACUACUCAAAAAAUUGUAAGGCGUAGUACAAAUUUGCCUCAAAUUUCUUUGAGGCUUCCCCUAGAGCUUUGGAGCCCAAAGAAAAUUCUCACCACAUUCAAAACUCACCCUGAGCUUAACAGUUUUUACUCCCGUUAAUGAAGAGCCAGUAGCCGUUUGCAUGUGCAGUUCCCGUGUCGCGGGGAGCGAAGCCCUCCCUUGCUCUGAGCACCAAAACCACCGCAGCCCCCCAGGAACAGCCAGGGCCAGGCUGCACCCACUCGGGCAUCACUGCGCGAGCGCCCUUUGAGCACCAGGAGAUGGAUGGAGACCCUGCACGAGGACCGGUGGUGCCGAGGGGGUCUUGCCCACCUGCCUCUGCCUGUUCGGGUGCGUGCUGUGCCAGCGAUCGUGUCUGCCUGUCGCCAGUGUCACCCCACAGGGGCAGCUUUGCUUCUUCAUCCCCAGCUGUCCCUCUCCGGAGGGGAUGGGCCAGUCACCUUGUCUCCUGCCACCUAUAGCGUAGCCCCCAGGAUUAGCAGAGAUGCUUGGGAGAACCGUCUGUCAGCCCCUCCUAAGGGGUCGGUCCCCAUCGCAGGGGUGACCGUCCCCAGCACAAGGGUGACCAUCCCUCCCUGGCAUCUGCACAGCCUCUCUGGAACAGGGCACACUUUCACCUUUUCUUUUCCAGAAGAUAUAUCUUCACAAAGAAUUUAAAUUAGGGGCCAACAAUAAAUUAAUAAAUCAAUAAAUAAAUAAGGAGAGAGAGAGAGACGAGCCAAACCCCAAAUCACGUGCUGUCUGAAAGCAGGGAAAAAGCAGUUUGGGUCCAACUCUCAACUUGCAAAUUUGAGCCUGUUUCCAAAACGGUCUGAGCCAAACCCUCGUCCAUGGUCUGGAGACGGAGCCAGACUCUGCUGGCCGCACCUGAGCGCAGGACACAGCCUGCCCCUCUCCCACACGCAGCCCUUUGCUACUCGGAGCCCUGCGUGUGUGCAGCACCUGAUACGAACCAAGUGCAAGCAUGGGAUACGAGAGGACACGCUGUGUUUACACAAUCUUGAGGCUGCUGCUAUUCUCCCCGAAGUGAUGUUGCAGUAAGAGCCAGAAAAGCAGCAGGAAAAAAAUUGAGUUUUGGUAUAAGCCCUGAAAUCCUGCUCAUAGAAACCCCAACCGUCUGUCCCGUCUGGACACCAGGUCGCGACACCCCCUGCCAGCAUUGCCUUCUCGCAGAUGACAGACCCCAAGUCCGUGUGUAACAAGUCACUCCUGACCCGAGACAUCGCCCUGGCACCGAGGGGCCGCAGCUCCUGCUGCCAUCACACCGGAGGAGCAGGAUGGGGGCGAGGGCAGAGCCGCGCAGCAUCGUCCAUCGCCGGAGCCGUGCCUUACCUGGCAUGCAGCGCUCACUCCAUCUGUACCACCAGCUGUCCUGGCAGGUCCCCACGCCUCUCCUCGGUGCACAGGUCCCAGCAGAGCUGCGAAUUCAACCUGCAAUGUAACGUCCAUGUACCAGGCUUAAUUGUGUACUAGCAGCCAACGAUUUCAGUUAAGCAAUAAACAAACCUUGUAAAAAAAAAAAAACAAAAAAAACAAAAAACCACAACAACAGGAAAAAAAACCCAACCACGUUCUAUUUCUUGCACUAAGACCAGUUUUAUUAACAAGAAUAACGAUGCUUUUCUGGUCCUAAGAAAAUAACCCACCGCAUCAGUAGCUCACCCUUGCCCAGCAGUGCCCACCUCUCCAUGUCCUUCCCGAGUGGGCAUCGGGCUUUGGUUGUCAAAAGCAGUCUAAACCCUGUGUCAAACCCACAAAACAGACUCCAUCCUUCACAGUACGGAGUUUUAAAUGUUCGUUCCUCCCGCUCACAUCGGAAAGAAAGUAUUGUACCAUUUUGUUUUUCUUUAAUUUGUAAAUAUAUCGCAAUCCAUCCAUCCUCUCUGUAAAACCUGCUGGUUGUUCUAAAGUAUUCUAUGUAUUUAUUUGCCUUUUUUUUAAAGCAAAAAACAACACCUUUGCGAUAACCCACUUGUUCCAAUGAGAAAUGUAUAGCUGAAGCUGUAAAAUUAACAGUUUACAGCGAGAAGAUUUAUGGACUACAGAAAAAAAUGUUUAAUAUAAGGACUUAUAAAGCGACUGCAUGAGAGAUGAAAGAA
This is a messenger RNA of Falco peregrinus (peregrine falcon), 9687 nucleotides long. It is a transcript of the gene NFASC, whose product is annotated as neurofascin. Gene Ontology annotation, biological process: brain development; cell-cell adhesion. The transcript is spliced from 32 exons. Gene Ontology annotation, molecular function: cell-cell adhesion mediator activity. NCBI's taxonomy places the organism in Eukaryota, Metazoa, Chordata, Aves, Falconiformes, Falconidae. The coding region runs from base 358 to 4425 and encodes 1355 amino acids. The record is from RefSeq and is a predicted model, not a curated record.